UAUACCAUCACCAAAACAGCAGAGUAACGUGAAGGAUAAAACUCUACGGACAUGCUAUCUUUCAUAAGCAUCAUUGCUUAUAUACUAGUCCCUUCUCUAAGAAUUUCGACGGCAGUUGAUUCCAUUGUUGUAUCCCAUAGCAUCUCGGAUGGCAUGACCUUAGUUUCUCAAGAAGGAACCUUUGAACUUGGAUUCUUCAGUCCUGGAAGCUCCAACAAACGUUAUUUGGGAAUAUGGUACAAGAAGAUUCCAAUUAGAACCGUUGUUUGGGUAGCGAACCGCCAAACCUCAAUCAAUGGCACUUCUGGUAUCCUAAUCCUAAACAAUACAGGCAGUCUUGUCCUCAGCCAAAAUGGCACAGUGGUCUGGUGUACAGCACCUCAAGAACAUGCAAAGAAACCAGUGGCCCAGCUCCUUGAUUCUGGCAAUCUUGUGGUGCAAGAUGAGGAAGAUGCAAACCAAGAAGCCUAUUUAUGGCAAAGCUUUGAUUACCCAUCUGAUACAAUGUUGCCAGGUAUGAAGAUAGGGUGGGACCUCAGAGAUGGUCUGAAUAGACGUCUCACAGCAUGGAAGAGCCCAGAAGAUCCAUCUCCAGGAGAUUUUUCGUGGGGUAUAGAGAUCUAUAAUUAUCCUGAAUCAGUUAUGUACAAGGGAAUUGAGAAGUACUACAGACCUGGACCAUGGAAUGGCCUGUAUCCAAGUGGCACACCAGAACUAAAGCCUAACUCUUUGUUUGAUUUCAACUUUGUCUUUGAUCAGGAUGAGGUCUACUACACAUACACUCUCAGAACUAACUCUUUGGUUUCAAUAUUAGUUAUGAACCAGACCAGUUAUGUUCGUCAUCGCUAUGUGUGGGUGGAAACAGAUCAAAACUGGAAGAUUUAUGCAUCACGUCCAGGAGAUUACUGUGACACCUUUGGCCUAUGUGGAGCAAACGGGAAUUGUAUCACCACUGAUUCUCCAGUAUGCCAAUGUUUAAGAGGGUUCAGGCCUAAGUCACCAGCAACAUGGAUUUUAAUGGACUGGUCUCAAGGGUGUGUUCGCAAGAAACCCUUAAGCUGCAAGUCCAAACGAAAGGAUGGAUUUCUCAAAGUGAGUGGCUUGAAACUUCCAGAUACUUCACAUACUUGGUUAGAUCAGACUAUUGGGCUAGAGAAAUGCAGGACCAAGUGCUUAAAUAACUGUUCUUGCAUGGCCUAUACAAAUUCAGAUAUUAGAGGGAAAGGAAGUGGAUGUGCCAUAUGGUUUGGUGACCUAAUUGAUAUUAGACAAAUGCCUGUAGGUGGGCAGGAUCUAUAUAUACGAAUGGACGCUUCGGAAUUAACUGAAGAGGCAGAACAAGGUCAUAAGAAGUUAACAAAGACAAUUAUUGCCAGCAUUGCCGUUGCAAGUUCGGGGAUGCUCAUACUCGUGUGCUUUUACAUCCACAAAGUCUGCAAAAACAAUAAUGAUGAAGUUAAAAAUGUGCAUGAGGAUGAGAACAAUGAAAAACAUUCUGGAGAUCUGGAUCUCCCAUUGCUUGACUUAUCAACUAUUGUCAAUGCCACUGGUAACUUCUCUAUUAACAACAAAAUAGGAGAAGGUGGUUUUGGACUUGUAUAUCGGGGAAAAUUGGUAAAUGGGCAAGAAAUUGCAGUGAAGAGGCUUUCAAAAAGUUCAGGACAAGGAAUGACUGAACUCAAGAAUGAAGUAAAACUGGUCGCAAAACUUCAGCACCGGAAUCUUGUAAAGCUUCUAGGAUGUUGCAUUGAAGGAGAAGAACAAAUGCUGGUCUAUGAAUACAUGUCCAAUAGCAGCCUAGACUCCUUCAUUUUUGAUGAAACAAAAGGCAAAGUUCUGGAUUGGUCUAAACGCUACCACAUUAUUUGUGGCAUUGCUCGAGGCCUUUUAUAUCUUCAUCAAGACUCUAGAUUGAGAAUCGUUCAUAGGGAUCUCAAGGCAAGUAAUGUGUUACUUGAUGACAUGUUGAACCCAAAGAUAUCUGAUUUUGGAAUGGCAAGAACUUUUGGUGGGGACCAAACUGAAGGAAGCACAAAUCGAGUAGUAGGGACCUAUGGCUACAUGGCACCAGAAUAUGCUAUUGAUGGGGUAUUUUCAAUAAAAUCUGAUGUCUUCAGCUUUGGUAUCUUGCUGCUGGAGAUAAUAUCCGGAAAGAGAAAUAGAGGAUUUUAUCAUGCAAACCACAGCCAAAACCUUAUCGGUCAUGCAUGGAGAAAAUGGAAAGAAGGCAAUGUUUUGGAACUGAUUGACAAGAACAUUGAGGGAUCAUGCAUUGCAUCAGAAGUGGUAAGAUGUGUCCAUAUUAGCCUAUUAUGUGUGGAAGAGCAUGCAGAGGAUAGGCCAAGCAUGUCCUCAGUGGUUCUAAUGCUGCCAAGUGAAAUGGAGUUGCCUAAGCCUAAACAACCAGGUUUCUAUUUGACCAAGUUUUCAAUGCAAGCAAAUUCUUCCCAACCAGAAUUUGGAACAUCCAAUGAGAUAACCAUUACCCAAUUAAUUGCUCGAUGAAUCAUUCUUAGCUAGUUUUUUUUUUUUUUUUAAUAGUUAUUGAAAGGAACAAUAUACGAAACCAUACAAUUUUAAUAUGUACACAGUACACAAAUACCUUCCGUAUUAAGAAUUAGUUUUGGCCAGCAGUUGGAAGACGAUAUCAUCAUCAAACAUGAACAAUUGUUCUGGUAAAGAGAGGUUAAACUGAGGUUGACUGGAUUAUAGCUUAUGAUUUAGUCAUUGAACAAUCUCAGCACUCUCAAGUUCCCUCUCUCUUUUUUUUGCCUUUUGAAAGAACUUGUAUCUAAAUGUCUCUGGUUUGAAGAUUUGACCUGAAAAUGCUGUCGUA
Molecule: messenger RNA, 2836 nt
Organism: Prosopis cineraria
Lineage: Eukaryota; Viridiplantae; Streptophyta; Magnoliopsida; Fabales; Fabaceae
Product: G-type lectin S-receptor-like serine/threonine-protein kinase SD1-1
Exons: 7
Coding region: 52-2505 (817 amino acids)
Biological process (GO): recognition of pollen; protein phosphorylation
Molecular function (GO): ATP binding; protein serine/threonine kinase activity
Source: RefSeq, a predicted model, not a curated record